This is a messenger RNA of Venustampulla echinocandica, 2661 nucleotides long. RefSeq lists its product as uncharacterized. The record is from RefSeq and is a predicted model, not a curated record. Lineage: Eukaryota; Fungi; Ascomycota; Leotiomycetes; Helotiales; Pleuroascaceae. Bases 1 to 2661 code for a protein of 886 amino acids. The transcript has 7 exons.
AUGGCGAAUUUUGAGAAUCUCCCAGACGAGAUUCUGCUCGCCAUCGUGGGACAGGUACGCCACGACUCGCUCCCAGCCGUUGCCAGGCUAUCCAAACAGUUCAAUCGCUGCGCAAACGCCAUGAUCUACCGUUUUGUUCAUUUUUCAGAGCCCCCAAAGUCUCGAGAACACAAGGAGCUGCAAUUCCCGGACUGGACAAGCAAACAUCGCCAACCCCUUCCCGCCUUUGAUAAUUGCCCUCGCGGAGACUCAAGGAUCUACCAGAUCUCGCUUUUCCUCCGCACUGUCUUAGAAUCACAAGCUCUCCGGUUAAGCAUCAGGGCCGCAAGCUUCAAAUGGCGCACUCGGGACAUUGAAGACAAGAAUCCGGCGUGGAAGCAUAAAGUUUCGAUCUUGAAGUGGCCCAAGGCGUUGAAGACUUUUCACUUCUACAUCCCUUUUGAAUAUAGUUCAUUCCCGUAUCUAAUAGCGCCGCUGUCGGCGGGAGGUUUCGUCAAAAUCCUGAGACCUCAACGUAAAACACUAGAGGAACUAUACCUCAAUAGUGGUGCUGCUAGCGGUCGUGCUAGUCGAAAGGCUAUAAAGCUAAGGGUAUAUCCUAAGUUCAAACGUGUUGGACUUGCUUUGGAAGUACUGUUCAUAUCGAGAUAUCGCGAAGCACUUCGUCGUAUCCAUUUCGGAGGCAAUGAGCACCCUACGAUAUCCGAACUUCUUCCCGCCGGUCUGGAAGAGUUGCAACUCGAGCUCUACAAUGGGUGCCCGUUUGCCUCGUUUUUCGAGGACACUCCACCGGAAAAACUAAAUCUUAGAGGCGGCGAACUUAGCGAUUGGCUCUGCGAGAUUGUGCGAAAUAAAAAAUCGCACUACCCGGCGUUGCGAUAUAUCGUACUCUGGCAAGAGGUUAGGGACGGUAGAGACCAGUUCGACCCCCACAAGGAGCCUGGCUGCGCCAAAGUCGUGGCAGCUUCUGAGGCCGCCCAGGUCCAGAUAUCUUGGGUGGCUAGUCGAAAGGCUCCGUUGUUUUCAAGUUCGCCUAAGUGCAAUCUCGCCUUUCUCGUUCCCUUACAGACACACGACAUCACCUCCUCGAUGUCUAGAAACAAUCCAGCUGAGCCCCAUCAUCUGUAUAGUAUGGGGCCGCCAGAGUUCUUCAGCACUGAGCACUGCGGGCUAUGCCGUUUGAGAUUUCCAGUUGCCAGGCUCCGAGGCCUUGAUUCUUGGCAGUCUGAUUUCCGCGCCGAAAUCUGCUUUUAUCCAGAUAAUCAAACUAACAUGGGGAUCACACACCCUGCCACCCUCGGGGAUGUUCUUGAAGAGAUCGACGUUGCUGUAAGUGGGCAUCGGCGAAUCCCCAUGGUCACCAUCUUGCGCCAGACACUCAACCGUCAAAACAGUCGACUUGACCAAACCGCUUUCUGUUUCCACGACUGGUGCUACUCAAUCCUUAUGUGGAAAGUCAGUGAUUUAACCAAAUUGGAACUCUACAGGCUCAUUAGAGCCCUCACGUUGGGCGCUUCCAUAUGCGGGGAUAUAUAUCAAGAUCAUGGCCAACUCGACCCUCCAUCCUCUAUGUUGAAGCUACCAAUAGAACGAAGAUUCUGUAUCUGGGAAUAUGUGGGUCUCCAGACAGCCUACAGCGCUUUUGUGCUUGUGGCGGGCGAAACCACACGCCUUGCUCGCUCUCUUAAUUGCUUCAACGAUCGCAAGAUACUAUCGAUGCAAGAGCCACAUUUAUCUAUCAAGAAGAUCUCAGUUUUUGGUAUUGAAUAUAUUCAAGAGUUAUACAACAUGGAGGCUUCCAAAAGUGAAGAUAAGAUUUCUGGGUCCGUGACAGGGCUAAUCUUUGCUGAAAGUCUCGGUGGUAUCUGCGCAAUAAAAGUACUCGGCAUUGGUUGGAACACUGGUUGGCAUGGCAAGGUUCCAGAUAGGGGCCACGUCUGGUUUGGAUUUAUAAAAGGGACGGUAUCCCGGCUUCUUUGGAACUACAGUGGUUUACACUGCACGAGCAUAUCCGACCCAGGGUCUUUUUCAGCAGAUCAGACAUUGUGGGAUCAUCCCAGUCCUCCUUCAGUUAAUCCAGAUGCGGCGAUCUUUGAUUUUGAGCGAGAUAUAAUCGGCUCUAUCCGCCCGGAUAAGGCGCCUCGAAAGCGAUUCUAUAGGUACCUACCCUUAUUACAAGGCAAUGAAUAUGUUAGUGGUCUCACAAUUUACCUCACUGGCAACGGUAUCCUUGGCUUAGAAGCUCACUUCACCAAAACGUCACAUCUGUCGGGCUGUCGGAAGGGCUGCGCCAUACACUUUUCUCUCCACCCAAGGGAACGAAUCGUAUACGCCUGGCUUCGUACCCUCGAUUUACCUAGUCCAGCACUCGCAAUACCCACAUUAAGAAUUCAAACAACGUUCGGAAGGGCUGGCUCGUUUGGGUCACAUAUUUUACCGCAGCAGGUUAUGACGGAUAAGUAUAAGUGGAUCCUCCUAAAAAGCAAGGGGUGCAUUUCGGGGUUUUAUUAUGAGGCUCCAAUAUCUCCGGUAAUCACGAGGCUCGCCGUCACUUCGGAUGCGACAUCCCAGGUAGACCCGCCUCUAACGCCACAGUAUGCUACCUGGGGCAUUCCUUCCCCCACAAUUGCUGCGCGGAAUUCCUGUCAGUCGCAGUCUUGA